This is a messenger RNA of Acanthosepion pharaonis, 810 nucleotides long. NCBI's taxonomy places the organism in Eukaryota, Metazoa, Mollusca, Cephalopoda, Sepiida, Sepiidae. The record is from the annotation of a GenBank genome assembly.
AUGACAUUACCUACACGAGACGAAGUAGACAAGAAAGCCGUUGACAUAAAUAAUGCUAUCAAUUACAAAUUCAAAGAUGGUGACAUUGAGGAGAUUGUUGCUGAAAAACAGAAAUUUAGAAAAAACCCACACAAUUAUGCAAUGAGAAAAACGCUUUUAUUGAAACAGCGAGAUCAGGCUGAAGUUGAAGGUCAUAAAGAAAAAGCCAGAGAAUUGAAUCGGCAGCUAGAAGAACUUGAAGAACGUGCUGUAGAACUUGAUCGUCGUCGGACAAGCAAUAUAAAUUCUAUCAGCUACAUCAACCAGCGUAACAGAGAACGAAAUCUGAUUGAAGCUGAAAAAGCUGCAAUUGUUGAAGGUGAGGCAGCUCGGAAAGCUGCUGCUGACCCUUUUACACGACGAGCUUGCCGCCCAAGUCUUGUAACCAAAGUAAGAGACCCUGAAGUAAAUGAUUUGCUGAAGGCAAAAUUGGCUGAAGAACAAAAAAAGCUAGAGGCUAAACUGAAGAAAGUUGAAGGCGAAGCUAAUGGAGAUGCUGCAGCUGCAGGAGGACAACCAGCACCUCAAAGUCAGAGUCAGAGUCAAAGCCAAAAUCAAAAUGAAAAGACGGAUGCUAAAGUGUCUAAUGAACGACGUAAUUCUGAAGACUUGUAUGCUGUACAUGACUUCGAUAUCAAAAUAGAUCUGGAAGUACCGAUGUCAGGGUCAUCUAUGGUGCCCUACAAUCGAGCUGCCCAGCCUGUAAAGGAAGUGACACCCAGGAGAUCAUUAAAUCUUGAAGAUUAUAAAAAGAGACGAGGCUUAAUAUAA